AGAAAAGGGGAGACUCUGUUAUCUCUAAGGAGACAAAUAUAUAUUAAAAGCCUAGAGUUUAAUCUUUCAGCAACGCGACGGUAUAUCAUCACACAACAAUAAAACGAGUAUUUCUAAUUAGACAUUUAUGGUAAUUAUGUAACACAAGAAUUGCUCCACUAAACACCGAACUCAAUAAAUCAUGAGACACUCAUAAAACACAAAGAGUGGUAGUAAUAGUAGAGGUAAUAGUCUCCAGCAAGACGUUUCCAGGAUAACCAAACCGUUUCAGCCUCAGAAUGGAUGUAGAAAUGCUGCUACCGUCAUUCUUAAGAGAUCAUUUUAUGUAGGACCAGAAUUCUUGACGUUCUUCUAUUGAUAUUUGGAAUCUGAACAUAUCUUUUCGCUUUCUUGCUUCCUUCUACCUCUUUUGGCUAUAUUCCUUAUUUCAAAAACAGCAUUAUACCAUCACCUAUCACCCAUGAUGUCACCAGCUGGAGCUAACCGAGAACUCGUUGCCAUUGUUGUUAACCUCAGAGAAGAACGUUUCCUUCAAAAAUGUCUGCAGACCAUCGAUAUGGAGAGAAAAUACUCAUCAAAAGUUUUUGAACUUGACCUGCGCAUUCUGAAAGUUUAUCUGAAACGACUCAAAGAAAGAAUUUCCCAUAUCAAAUCUAACCUUACUGCUGAAGAAAUAUCUCAGGUAAGGGAAUUGGAAGCUCAAAAGAAACAUUCUAGUUCUUUCCCGUCUGCAGUUUCAAGUAGUGCUUUAAAAAUCGCUGCUGCUUACAGGUGCUUGAAACUUGAGCCAAAUAUUACACUUCAGGAAAUUUCAAAGUCGGCAGUGAAAAAUUUCCUUUUUGGACAAGACGAAAGUAUUUUGAGUUCUAUAAGCUCUGAAGAAAGUGCUGAAGAAACGAUGCAUGUCGGUCGGCGUCAGGAUAAUAUAAGUAGCUUAUCAGCAUUACUUAAUACAUCUAACAGAAGAAAUAGUGUCCGACAGCGACCAGCGACAUCAGUUUGGAGUAGAAGAGGCAGCAGACAAACAGUUCAAAGUACACGACCAAUGACGGCACCCAUCCCUCUUGACAUGCAAUUUUCAUCACACAUAGAAUAUACCAAACCUUCAUCCAUGGAUUAUUUACAGAAUAUUGAGAUGUGGCCAAUAGAAUUUGAUAGCGAUAUUGGCGGAGGUCAUUUUGGUGAAAACCAGUUUGAAGAAAAGCGAAAAAGAUGUCUGCAGAGUGAAGUUAACAAAUGCAAAGAUCUCAAUGAAAAAACGAAAAAAUUCAUUGAUAACAUGAACAGUUUUAUAUCUGCAUCUGAGAAACAUACCAGACUGUAUCUAAACAAAGCAUCAAAAGAUGACACCAUGUUUCGUAAAGGUGUGUUAAGCCCUAAGAAUAAACACCUGAGAAAAGCUCAACAGGCAAUUCAUUUCAAUCCAGUCGUACAAACAGAGUGGGGUCAUCAAGAAAAGCCGAUUGAAGUUUGGAAAGAUCUAAACAAAUGUCGUUAUUUAAGAGUUUCUGAUGAUGCGAUUGAUUUAUCAGGGGUGGUCACAUUGGCAAAAGAUCACAUGAAACAGUUUUCUAAUUCACCUGAUUUAUAAGUUUAUAAUCUUCCUUUUUUUAUAGAGACUCUUGAUCUUAAUCAUUUUUUUUGUUUUUGCUUUCUUAUCUCUGGUAUAUUUCUCAAAUCGGACAGAAUAAAAUGACCAAGAUUAAUACAAACAUCGUCUAAUUUUGGCACUCAACUAAUUAGAUGAAUUAUUGGAAGAGGAUUAAAAUGAAUUAGGUGGCCAUUGGUUGAAAGAACAAUUUUUUGAGAUAUGUGUUGUGUUUAGAGUGAGGAAG
Molecule: messenger RNA, 1835 nt
Organism: Octopus sinensis (East Asian common octopus)
Lineage: Eukaryota; Metazoa; Mollusca; Cephalopoda; Octopoda; Octopodidae
Exons: 2
Coding region: 461-1591 (376 amino acids)
Source: RefSeq, a predicted model, not a curated record